CAGUUCUGCUGCGAUCCACGCUCCCCAACUCCAGUUCUUCGGCGGUCCAGGCCACCCCUUCUCCAGUUCCGCGGCGGUCCAGGCCACUUCUCCAGCUCUGCCGCGUCCAGCCCUCCCUGCUCCCUUACCUCUGUGCUCUAGAAGAAAGGAAAACUGAAAAAAAAACAAAAGAGAGGACAGUGCAGAGGAAGCAAACUGGAAGUAGUGUGCGUGUGCGUGUCUGUGAAGACUGAAAGAAGCUUCUGAUUGCUGUGGCCGCGACAACACAAGUAACCCAAGGAGGAAUCCACAUCCACAUGUACGUCGUCGUUUUGGUCAAAACCACCAUCUCUUGAAUAAGAAGAAGAAGAAGAAGAAGGAAUGGCAAGCAGCAGCAGAACUAACCCGCGAAAGGAAAGCGUCGUCGUCGAUUGUGGUCGCCGCCGAACCACUUGCGGCUAUUGCAGAUCGCCCCGCCGCUCUAGCAUCUCUCACGGCUUGUGGGCGCAUAGCCUUACUGUGGAUGACUACCAAGGACUUCUUGAUCGGGGUUGGAGAAGAUCUGGAUGUUUUCUUUAUAAGCCAGAGAUGGAAAGGACAUGCUGCCCUUCUUAUACAAUUCGUUUGAAAGCAAGCGACUUUGUUCCUUCCAAGGAGCAGGUUCGUGUAUCUAGAAGAUUGCAAAGGUAUUUAGAUGGAUCCUUGGAUGCCAAAAGAGCUAAUACAUCUGAGGAUGCAACUACUUCAAAGAAAUCAGAAAGCUGUGUCCGUCACAAGGUCUCAACCCCCAAGUCAGAAGAAUCUCUAUCUGCCAGCAAGGAAGAGCAGAAUGAGGUUGAAAACAUUUUGCACCAUUUAUCAGAUCAAAUUAAUAAAAUAGUACAGAUGUUGAUUGAGAAAGGGGAAUUUCCUUCUCAUAUUGUGUUACCAAAGCCUUUAGUCAGAAAGGUUUCACAAGGGAAGAAAAAAUUACUAGCCAGUGGAUCAGAAGAUAUGUUAUAUAGCAGCAAUAUAGCAUUUCAAAUUGCAGCCUCUAUAAAAAGAACUCAUUCAGGUGACAAGAAUAGUAAUAAUUCCCAGCCAUCACAAAAUGGUGAAAAGGAAAAUGCAUCAUCUCCCAAAAUUAUUGCAGAAAAGUUAGUAGUGCCUUUAGAUCCGAUGAUGAAAAGUUCUGGGUUGUCUGUCAGGGCUUGCAAUGGGCAUAUCAAUUUCUAUGCUCCUACAGAGCAAGUUUGCCAGAGUGAGUGUGUUCAAAGUGCUGAAACUUCUAAAAAAUCUGGAAUGAAGCGUGAUAUUGGUGGAAAUUGUCUGAGUAGUCCUCAACAUUGUCAGGUGAAAAAGCGAAAGUUUGAGAUCAGAAUGAAUAGAUCCAGUUUUGAUCCAGAAGAAUUUGCUUUGUAUAGGCGAUAUCAGCUCAAAGUACAUAAUGAUAAACCAGACCAUGUCACAGAGACCUCAUAUCGCAGGUUUCUGGUUGAUACUCCAUUAUUAUUUGUUUCUCCCACCGGUGAUAGCACUGUUCCACCUUGUGGCUUUGGCUCUUUCCAUCAACAAUAUUUAAUAGAUGGCAAAUUAGUGGCAGUUGGUGUUAUAGAUGUCCUUCCCAAAUGUUUGUCAAGCAAAUAUUUAUUCUGGGAUCCAGACUUUGCCUUCCUAUCACUUGGCAAGUACUCAGCACUUCAAGAAAUAGGUUGGGUGAAAGAAAACCAGGCUCAUUGCCCUAGUCUUCAGUACUAUUAUCUUGGCUACUAUAUUCACUCUUGCAACAAGAUGAGAUACAAAGCUUCCUAUCGUCCAUCGGAGCUUUUAUGCCCACUUCGUUAUCAGUGGGUCUCAUUUGACAUUGCGAGGCCCUUGCUUGACAAAAGGCCUUAUGUUGUCUUAUCAGAUUCCUCCAUUUUAAAAAAUGGCGAUUCUUCCCUCCAUCAAGCUACCGAAGAUUCAACAGAAAGGCACCUUGAUGACAUUGACCAAGAAGAUGCAAAUGAUGUCCGAAUGGAUGAGGAUGAACAAACCGUAGACUCUGAAGAAAGCUCUGACGAUGAACCUGAACUUGAAACCACUGCAUAUGGCAACGUGGAAAAUUGUGAUGUCAGCAGAGUUUUGGUUGGGGUAGAGGGAACUUGUUUGAGAUACAGGGAUCUGCGAGAUGCCUUUGGUCCUGAGGGGAGGAAGUAUUUGGAGACCCAGCUGCAGAAAUACAAGAACGUCGUGGGUCCAGAGUUAUCUGAGAGAAUGGUCUAUUCUAUUGGAUAAUAUGAAUCUUAGCUCAUGAGUUUUGACAAGACGAUAGUGCCAAUAUCCCAAGGAAAAGAAAGAAAUAUCCUCUCCAAAUAAGUUCCAUGUGUUUUGGGUGCUCGUAUAGUGUCUUGUUUUCGACAAGACGAUGGUACCAAUAAGAAUACUAUUUAAGGUUAUAGUUUAAGUUCGUGAGUGAACCAUAAUUCAAAAUCUUGAUUCUCGUAUUGGUUGUGACCAUAUUUAUGUGGUGCUCAACUGCUCUGGGAGCAAACAACAGGUGUAGUUGAAUUUAGGCCCUUGUUUUGUCUCUAGGAGUGGUAUUGGUAACAAAAAAUCAACUGUUGGAACCCUGAUUUGGGGCUAAUAGAUUGUUUUUGUUGAA
Arachis duranensis is the source of this 2602-nucleotide messenger RNA. Its product is annotated as arginyl-tRNA--protein transferase 2. NCBI's taxonomy places the organism in Eukaryota, Viridiplantae, Streptophyta, Magnoliopsida, Fabales, Fabaceae. Gene Ontology annotation, molecular function: arginyl-tRNA--protein transferase activity. Bases 361 to 2235 code for a protein of 624 amino acids. The record is from RefSeq and is a predicted model, not a curated record. The transcript has 7 exons. Gene Ontology annotation, biological process: protein arginylation. Gene Ontology annotation, cellular component: cytoplasm.